Molecule: messenger RNA, 758 nt
Organism: Paramecium pentaurelia
Lineage: Eukaryota; Ciliophora; Oligohymenophorea; Peniculida; Parameciidae
Source: the annotation of a GenBank genome assembly
AUGAGUAAUAUUGAUUAACUUUUGAGAAGCAGACCAAAAAUUUUAAAGGGAAGCUAAAAUUUGAUAUAGAAUAAGCCUACAAAUGAGUUUAGUCUUAAUUUGGACAAAGCUUUAUUUACGAUGCAACCAGCUCCAAGGUUAAUAGUACCUAAAGAAGUUAAUGUGAAUAAGAAGAAAUAUGAAGGAUAAAUAGAUUAAGUUGAUAUGUAUUCAUGAUUGUUUACUAGAACUGAAUAAGAAUUUGAGAAAUUAAUUCCGAAAAAGUAAAAAGAUUCUCCCAUCACAAAUAAGAAAAUUGUUAAUGAUAAAUAAGAAAUGCCUACUUAUAUUCUAGAAGAAGAGAAAACAAAAUAAGUAAGUAAAUUGAACAAUUAAGUUUGUAAUGGAGGCAUUGAGUGAAGAGUUGAUGAGACUAGAUUCAAACACAGAUAAUUUAUUAAGGACUUUGGAUUAAGAAAAGGAGAAGAUGGGUUUAAUGAAAUAGCAGAAUGAUGAAAUAGAGCAAUAAGUAAAACUGAUGGUUCAAAAUAAAAGAUUAGAAAAUAGAAUCUCGUAAUUGGAAGACUAAUUGAAGUACUUGAUUAAGAAUAAUUUAAAGUGUUCCAAAAGAAAUUAAGUUAGAUCUAUUGAAUGCAGAUUGGAAUGUGGCAAAUGAGAAAAUAGAAUAGAUGUUUAAAGAUAAUUAAGAGCUUUUCAAUGAAGCAGAUCAAAUUGCUCAUGAAUUCGCUAAAUAAUAAUUGGAAUAUGAAAAUGAUUGA